GGUGGAGUUGACUCUGGCUCACAAAGGGAGACGCCGCGGCGGAAGGGCGUAAAUAUAUGACGACCGGCGGCGUCCUCGCAUUGCCAAAUUUGCCCUAUGCGCCCAUUACAUCCGCCGGAUUCCUGAUAAAAGAUUUCCCCUAAAACCCUCGCCGUCACUCCCAACUUCCCAACCCUCCUGACGUUCCCCUUCGUGCGGCCAUGGUGGGCUCGGAUCCGGAGCCUGACAUCGCCGAGCUCUUCUGCCACUACAACGCCCUCUACUUCCAGGACUCCCUCGGCGCGUGCGCCGUCUCCUGGGCGGAGGAGCCACUCCCCUACGGUGAUACAAGUGGCUGUGAGUAUUAUCCUGGCGGUGGUGGCUGUAUUGUACUUCUUUCGAAGUCAUUGUAUGAACAUCACACAUACUCCGAUCUGAAGAAUGUUUUGCUCCAUGAGAUGAUUCAUGCCUAUGUGUGCAUCAAAGAUAAUAACACUAACCAUAGUAACCAUGGUGCAAACUUUCAGAAGUUAAUGAAUACAAUCAAUUCCAGCUCUUUACCAGAUCAUCAUCGUCCUGUUGGUGGCUACAACAUAAUUAUACUCCAUGAUAUCAGAAAGAAAUGUUAUCAAUACGAAUGUGAUGGCUGUGGAGAUUUUGUUAGAUCAACCAAGAUCAGAGGACCUUCACAUGAUGACUGCAUUGAGAGAAUGGGUGCUAAUUCCUCAUGCCCGAAUUUAGCUUGUCGGUGGCAUAGGCACAAGAAGCGAUGCUCUGGUAGCUAUUAUAGAGUUGGAAAAUCACCACCAGGCUGUGUAGAACUAGGGGGUUCUAUAGCUUCAGGUGAAGAAACACUUGAUGAACGCAAGGCUGCCAGAUCAGCCAGUGGGAGUUGGCAUGCCAAACAUACAUCAAAUAAGUCGGGGACAAGCAAUAAACAUGAGCUGGAAGAUGCAUCAGCUGAGUUCCUUCAUCCUACUGAUGACGCAAUUAACAAAUCAGGUCUGGGCUCCUCUUCGGGGGACAGGUGUAAUAAGAAAAUCAAAUUAUCCAAGGACGUUCGCUUUGGCAACCUGACAAGCAAAACUGUUCAGCAAGCACCAAAGCGACCAAGAACAGAUACAGCAAAAAGGAACCAAGAGUGCAGCAGACAAAAGAAAAGGAAAACUAGCAAGUGGGAUAGAUCCUAUUCGAUAAUAGUUGAUCGGUUGAAUUAUUACUGUGUUGAUGAUUCGGAUGAAGAUGAGGUACCUUUGAUCAAUAAAAGAACCGAAAUGAGAAAACGACAAAGGUUACUGAAAAAUUCUCAGGCAACAGAAUCAAACGAUUGUAGAAAGGAUGUGUGUUUUGGUUCUUGUUCUCAAGGCUCAGGGGACAAGAACAUAUCUGAAAGUGCGCCUGCUUUUCAAGUUGAAGAACAGUCGUUACCAGAUCAUCUUGUGCGUAAUCGUGUAGCUGCUCCAGGUCAAAUAGAACAUGAAACUGUGGACUCCGCAAUUGGUGAAAUUGUGGACAUUUCAGAUGGGUGACGAUCACAGUUUAAUUAGCUCCUCUUAUCAACCCAAGCUUUCCGUUGUGCGUCUUGCUACUGCUAGACAUCUCGCUACACUGCAAAAGUGCAAAGGUUGUAAACUUGGAACCCGGUUUGGUUUGCGCAUAUCGCCGCUAUGGCAAGGAUGCUGCGUCGUCCUGUGAAAUAUGUGUCCUUGGCUGCUGUACAUAGUCUUGUUUAUUUCUGUUGCAGUUUACUUCAUUUUUUUACUAGCAUAGAGGGGGUUGCAAUGUUAGGUCUGUAUGCUGUAGCUCACUUUGGGCUACCGUAUUUCACUUUUCUAUUUCUGUACUGACGACAGCGGCAAGUCAUCUAAUUGUGGGCGUAUGGUUUCCCCCUCUUUGUGUAUUUUU
Messenger RNA from Triticum urartu, 1884 nucleotides. RefSeq lists its product as uncharacterized. NCBI's taxonomy places the organism in Eukaryota, Viridiplantae, Streptophyta, Magnoliopsida, Poales, Poaceae. Gene Ontology annotation, biological process: DNA damage response. The record is from RefSeq and is a predicted model, not a curated record. Gene Ontology annotation, molecular function: polyubiquitin modification-dependent protein binding; single-stranded DNA binding; metalloendopeptidase activity. Gene Ontology annotation, cellular component: nucleus.